Molecule: messenger RNA, 1005 nt
Organism: Sphenostylis stenocarpa
Lineage: Eukaryota; Viridiplantae; Streptophyta; Magnoliopsida; Fabales; Fabaceae
Source: the annotation of a GenBank genome assembly
AUGCUUUCUCACCACACUCUCAAUCCUAACGCCCAACCUUUUUAUUUCAAACCCAACCAAGAAUACCAACAAAUAUUGUCUUUUCCUCAUCCUAUUUGUUACUACGUUCCUCUCUCCACCUUCGGGUUUUACCCUUCCUUUCACGCGCAUACCUCCAAUCCUUCUCAUGACAAUGCCAAAACCCACGCCGUUCGAAGCAAAGUGCGGGCAAAGGGAAACUGGCGCUGCCACCGCAAGUUUUAUUCACCGUGGGUUAGAGGAAGGAAGCUUCUUGAAAACCGUGCGGCAGUUAUUCAGUUUCCUAGCACUGUCAAAGAAGCCGAGACCUCUUUGAUCACCACCGUCAUGAUUCGUAAUGUUCCUAAUCAAUUCAGGUUUAAUGACUUGCUGCACAUACUGGACGAGCAUUGUUUGCUACAGAAUAAGAGCAUUGUUGAUCCUGAAGAAUGGUCCAAGUUUGAUUUCGUUUAUUUACCAAUGGAUUAUAGGAAACACGCGAUUGAGAAAAGGGUGUCGAAUUUGGGAUACGCUUUUGUCAACUUCACCACUCCUAAAGCUGCUUUUGGAUUCUACCGCCAGUUCCAAGGUCUCGAGUGGGAUGUUGCCCAGAACAAGAAGAUAUGUGAAAUCAACGUGGCCCAGUAUCAGGGCAAAGAUACUCUGAUUGGGAUUUUCCAGCCAAAAGUAUUCAGGUGCGCGAGCCGAGAUUUUUUGCCUGUGUUAUUCUCAGAAGGCCGUCACGGCUUGAAUCGUCGAGUCAAGGGAACUUAUGUGGGAAAUCAUGUUUGGGGUCUGCCACGAAGAACCAUAGGAACCUGGGAUUUGAUCGUCAAUGACAGUCUCGGAUUAGUUAGAUCUGAUGCAUAUAUCCCACCCUCGCUUCAGCUGCUACUUGCUCAUCUAACCCUUUAUCCUUGUGUAUUGGGUUGGGGGAUUAAGGUUAGGUUUCCUUCCUUUUCUUUCUCCCCUCGAAAUGAUGGAUCUCCCAUGCUUCCUUCUGAGUGA